UCCCUAUUUCUCCAUUUUUUUUAUGAAAAAAUCGACGAAUAGACAGCUUAUAGAAUUGUAAUUGCUGAAAAAUACUAAAUAAAAACUAGUAAUCUCUUUAAAUUGUAAUUAACCAAGAUGUCGGCAACGGAUCAAAUGAGGGCUAUGCUUGACCAACUGAUGGGCACAACUAGAAAUGGUGACGACGGUCGUGGCUUGAAAUUCUCCGAUCCUCGUGUGUGUAAGAGUUUUCUUUUGGAUUGUUGUCCCCACGACAUCUUGGCAUCGACACGUAUGGAUUUGGGCGAGUGCCCAAAGGUACACGAUUUGGCAUUUCGUGCUGACUACCAGAAUGCGGUAAAAUCACGAGAUUAUUACUAUGAUAUCGAGGCAAUGGAACAUUUGCAGGCCUUCAUUGCUGACUGUGACAGGCGUACAGAGGCGGCCAAACAACGCCUCAAGGAGACACAGGAAGAACUUACCGCCGAAGUGGCGGAAAAGGCAAAUGCUGUACACGCAUUGGCCGAAGAGAUAGGCAAGAAACUGGCCAAAGCCGAAGCAUUGGGUGAGGCGGGUGAGGUCGAAGAAAGUAUGUCACUGAUGAAGGAAAUCGAUGAGCUGCGAGCAAAGAAAAUCAAAGCAGAACAUGAAUAUCGUACAUCAAUGCCCGCCUCAACGUAUCAGCAGCAAAAGUUGCGAGUGUGCGAAGUGUGCUCAGCCUAUUUGGGAAUACACGAUAACGAUAUCCGGUUGGCAGAUCAUUUCGGCGGUAAGUUGCAUUUGGGCUUUUUAACCAUUAGGGAAAAACUGGCUGAAUUGGAGAAGACGGCGGGACCACGCAAGGCAGAAUUAAAGCGUACCGGCAAGAUACAUGAACGUGAUAGUGAACGAUCGCGAUCACGUUACUUUGUGGGUGGUCGUGAGUUGGAUAGAAGGUCGCGUGUGCACCGUUCGAGAUCACGAGAGAGACGCCGAGGUGGUGGUGGCGGCGGCGGCAGCGGCGGUGGUGGUGCAGCUGUAGAAGGGGGUAGCUCCGGCACAUCUGGUGGACGAUCCGAUCGUAAAGAUCGCAAUGAAUCACGUAGAGGUGGUGGUGCUGGAGGCGGUGGUCGUGGUAGUCCCGAUAGAAGAAGAUCUCGUUCCCGAUCACGUGGACGCAGUUAUAAUUCCCGCAGAAGGUCAUCUUCAAGGGACCGGUAUCGUCGUUAAGCUACAAAACCCUCCCCACCAUUAGGGCAAGAUCAAUCAUCAUCAACGUCUGUGUGUGGAGAGAGCAAGAGGAUGUCACAUCCACAGCUAUGGGCGAUGGCUUGGCUUAGAAAACUUCAUAAGAAAAUCAUAAUUUUAAGUCUAGACGACAAUUCAAUAGCAGCACGUAUGUAAACUUAAAUUUUGUUUUCCAUUUUCCAAUGAUAUUGUCUUAUAUUUUUAAAUAUAUAAAUUAAUUUCUUUAAUAUCCCAAAAUUCACUCAAACAAAUACAUACACAGACUUACACACAUACAACAUAAACAACAACCCACAACAUACAAAACAAAACAAAAAAAGAAUAACAUUAAUUUUAGAUUUAAAUAUAAUGUUUGUACAUUAA
Messenger RNA from Musca domestica (house fly), 1569 nucleotides. RefSeq names its product putative RNA-binding protein Luc7-like 2. Lineage: Eukaryota; Metazoa; Arthropoda; Insecta; Diptera; Muscidae. Gene Ontology annotation, cellular component: U1 snRNP; U2-type prespliceosome. The coding region runs from base 118 to 1188 and encodes 356 amino acids. Gene Ontology annotation, biological process: mRNA splice site recognition. The record is from RefSeq and is a predicted model, not a curated record. Gene Ontology annotation, molecular function: mRNA binding. The transcript has a single exon.